CCUGCGUGACUCACGCUGUAACUCUACACCCGGUUCGGUUCGGCUCGGCUCGGCUCAGCGCAGGGAACUUACUGGCGGCCACAAACCGUCGGAGCUCACGCGAACUGGAUCAAAACCAGUAAAGACUUGAGUCCCAACACCAGGCUUCAGGAUGAACUUUUGUCUGCGGAUAUUUUCCCUUGUUCUGCUCGUCACUGCGACAUUCACGCAGGAUGAUGGAUUUGAUCUCUCUGAUGCUCUGGGACCAGAUCCAACACCUGCACCCAAAAAGCCAAGUUCUGGAGAUUCUGGUGGCUUUGGGUUCGACCUGGAAGACGCUCUCAAACCAGGCCCCACUGAGAAACCAAGGAACCCUGGGUACAAUCCAAGUGGUGGAGGAGGAGGAAGUUUUGAUGAUUCUGACCUGGGGGAUGUUAGCAAGGAUGGUUACAAGCCUGAUGAUUCAGGCCGUGCAGUGAACCCUGGCUAUGAUGACCAAGGUGGAGCUGAUAAUUCUCAAGCAGGAGGUUCCGGACCUAUUGCAGGAAUCAUUAGUGCUGUAGGUGUCGCUCUGGUUGGAGCUGCAUCCAGUUACUUUGCUUAUCAGAAGAAGAAGCUCUGCUUCAAGCUGCAGGGAGGUGCAGAUCCAGAGAAAGGUCACCAAGGAGGUCAGUCCAACCCAGGAGACAACCAGAUUUUUAGUAACCUGCUCCGGAACAACUAGAUGCUGAAUCGGAACUUGAUCCAACUUUUCAGCCAACAAUCUUUGGUACAGAAAAGAUCCACAAGUUCCACCAACGCCUGCAGAACAAAAUGACAGCCAGCUUAUCUUACUCUGAGCUUCAGCAACAGUCAGAAUAUAAUUUUUUGUAAUGAUUUCAGGGCUUUAUGUUGACGUGUUCUGACUUUAUGUUACUCUUGUAAACUUCAUUUUUGUCUUUUUCAUGUUUGCUAAGCUGUUGGUUUGAUGUAAUGAGUCACAGCAGGAAAUCUGUUUGCUGCAGUAUCUUCCAUAAAAACCUUGCACCCAUCAGGAAAGGAGGCUUGUGGCGUUGGCUUCUGUUUAUGUGGAGUAUCUAAACUCACCUCCCUCAAAGAUGAGGAAACAGAAGUAACCUGAACAUUUAUUAUAACAUGAUAUAACACCUGAACAUGAUGUGUGACUCAUUGAAAGGUUUGCAGUUUCACAGGACACUGAUCAUAAGUGUUUUAUGCAGCUUGGUGGGAAUCCCACUGAAGGAGCUUUAAUGUAAACUGAUUGUCGUGUAACCAAAGGCUGAAUGAAAAUGCAAAUAGUAAAUGUACAGAAUUGAAUUCUGUAUGUGAGGGACCUUUAGAAAAGCACAGAGCUCUGCACUGUUCUACAGAAGCAUUUAGCUGUUAGAGCUGGACUUUAAGUAAAGCUGCAGUAUCUGCAUAUAACAAGAAACUUUCUGGUUAUAAUGACAAAUAAGUCUUAUUCCUCAAAGUGUUGUUUUGUUGUUACGAUCUUGUAUCUAAAAGGCUGGAAACUUUCUUGUUGUGACGAGAUGCUACUGCUUUAUUUCCUGGCUGUGGAAGUGAAUUAUUUCUGAACUGUUUGAAACGACCAGCCCUAGUUGUAAUGCUGCACUCUCCGUUUAGUUUAGUUUUUCUUUUCUAAACCGUUUUCACUGUUUCCUGGUGGAUUUUAAACACACCAAACUAGAUGUGUAGAGUAGCUGCUUGGUUAAGCUGACUAACUAGCUGCUAACAUGUUAAUAGCCAGACUAACUAGCAGCCAGUUAGCUACUCGCUAACAUUUUAGCUGCAACAAAGACAUAAUGCUAAAGGCCAUUUUUAGGGGAUUGUUUUCUUGUUUUUUAGUUGAAAAAUUAAGUACAGACACCUAAAAAAAUGUUUUUUUAUCUAACAGUUGGGUAUUUUUUUUAUUAAGCUUUUCAUAUAAGAUAUAAAUGCUUUAGCUUUUAGGUCGUCCUUUUUGGUUCUGCUGAUUUAUAUGAAACAUUGAUGUUCGCUGAGGUUCUGCUUCCUUGUUGAAUCUUAUUGCUUCUCUUUUGGUUGAGCAGUUGCUGCUGUCUGUGUUUGGUGCCUUGUAAUCUGAUAGUGAAGGACGUGAUGUUGCAGAACGUCUUCAUUAUGAAAUAGAAAAACAAGCUGCAUCUCUAUGUGCUGUAAAUAAUCCACUCCUUUAGAUUUGAGUUCUAUGACUUGUUCUGUCAGCUAAACCAUCAGUUUAAAGUGUUUUGUUAUUUUAAACUUAUGUCUGUUUUACCUACAUUGACAUUGUGCAGGUCUGUUACUGGAAUACAAAAUGCAUGAUGUGUCAUAGGAUUUCUGGUGUGUACAUGUUUUUAAUAAAGUGUUAUUAUACACUA
Messenger RNA from Poeciliopsis prolifica (blackstripe livebearer), 2336 nucleotides. RefSeq names its product CD99 molecule (gene cd99). Gene Ontology annotation, biological process: T cell extravasation; positive regulation of neutrophil extravasation; homotypic cell-cell adhesion. NCBI's taxonomy places the organism in Eukaryota, Metazoa, Chordata, Actinopteri, Cyprinodontiformes, Poeciliidae. The transcript is spliced from 11 exons. The record is from RefSeq and is a predicted model, not a curated record. Bases 152 to 703 code for a protein of 183 amino acids.